CAUUCGGCUGCACAGAACGAGUGAGCGAGCGAGGUAUUGAUUCCCCUCGCGGUAGCAGCUCUACUUCUCUGUUCUCCAGCGCCCCAGUCGGAAGCAACUCACGUUCGUGGCUGCGGCCCACUAAUUCACUGCUUGUUCGCGUAAAGUCAAGAAGCGAGCUCGAUCAUUAUCGAGUUCAGCGAAUAAGCUCUGAGAAAUUAGAAUCGAUUUCUCUAGUCAUAAAAGUGGUCAUUUCGUUUAUCCGCUAGCAAUUAGCGGUUCUCCAGAAUUUUGGAAACCAAUACCGUCUGGAAUCUCUCCAGCGGAAUAUCACGCGUAUUUCACAAUGAAUGGAGAUACUAGUGACACAUCUGAAGAUUGGCUGUACAUGCAACGUUCGGUUAUCAUACACUGUUGAAAAAGAAACGUUACGGUUAUUUGCACAAGAUUUUGAUUCUGUAGUGAAUAAGUAAAAUCUUAUCAGAAAAGUAUACGAAUCUGCAGUCUCCUGCGUAGCACCUACACAGUUAUACAACUACAUCGAACAGCCUCACUAGAAAAACGGACAAGAAUAUUAAUAUUUCCUAGAAAAGUUUUUCUUUUGGAAGAAUUACAUUUAUAAUAUUUUUUCAACACGUGCAGGUUCACGUGGUAUGGUAUUGACAAAGAAUAACUACGCAUCAAGUUCUUCAACUAGUUUUAGAAAAUAUUUACGUGAACAUUCGAAUGAUUAAGUACCUACUUGACAUAUUUAUUAUUUUCACUAAUCUGCUCGAUUUCGCUUAGCAACGAUUUCCUAAAAUAUUUAGAUUUAUAAAUUAGAGAAACUAGGAAGUAAUGAAAUAAUAAACCCAUUUCAGUAGAUGUUGUUUUGAAGUACAAAAGAAGAAAAGAAGAAGAGGAAAAGAGGAGAAGAGGGAAGAAGAAGUGGAGAGGAGGAGACGAGAAAGAGGUAAACGUGAAUUAGAUAUAUGGAAAAGUAUAAAAAAUGUAUGUGGAAUACACGAAGAGGGAAAAUAGGAGGAUAAAGGACGUGUAUACGGAUAAAGAGAGAAAGGAAGAAUAAUUUUAGAAAAGAAUAAAGAUAUUUCAGUUGGGCAGUUAAAUGAAUAGAUUAUAAAGGAAGGGUGGAAGGCAAGAUACGAGAUUUGGUGUUCGAAUAGAAUAUGUAUAAUACAUAUAUAACGGUAUAGAGAACAUGAUAUUGAGAAAUGUAACAUAUUUUUAUACAGAGAGUUCAUUUCUAUACGUAUAUUGCAAAAGUAUUCUAUAUAUCUACUUUUGAAACCUAUCCACUUACUAAGAAAGAGUAACAUUUUUGGAAUAAUCAUUUCGAUUUGUUGAUCAAUCCCGAGAUUUGAUUAUCACUAUCAAAAGAUCGAUGAAAGUAUUAAGAGAAAGAAAAGUUUUAUUCAAAAGAGAGAGGAAGAGAGAGGAGAAAAGAGAGAAAGAGAGUGGAAGAGAGAGGGAGAAAAAGGGAGAAAAUUUUCUUCCGCACGUAUUUUGAAGGAGGAAAAUCAAAUUGAAGGAUAAAAUCGUCCUUCUUGAGAGAUAUGCUUAUAAACAAUAUGUACAGUACAAGAUCACAAUAUAUUCGCAAAAUUGUCGAUUUUCUAAAACAGAUUCAUUCUGGCUUUACAAAACAGAAAAUCACAUAAAAGGAAUCUUAGUAUUAAUCUGUAUAGUGCAAAAACAGUUUGCCUUAAAUAGAGAUUACAAAUGUACAAAUAAUUGGAAGAUUUUCAUGUUACAACGGUAAUAUUAUUAUAAUAUUUGCUCCUAUGUAACGAAAAAAAAAAACUCCUACGUAGCAAGAAGUUUGCUUCUAUUGUAGCAAAUAUUGAAAAAAAAAAGAUAUAUCAAAUAUAUUAUUAUAACGUGUAAAAUAUUGAAAUCGAUAAAGGAAUUUGUCUUUUAUUUUUGUCAUUUCUCUUGUUUUUUCUCUACAUACAUACAUACAUACAUGGCUACGCGGCUCUUAUGGACUCGUGGACUACAGAGUAAAAAGCUCUUGGUCAGAGCGAUAAUCUAAUGACCAUAGAAAAUGCACAAUGCACGACGACUGUGCCUGUUUUAUUUCUUAUGCACGUUCAUAAUUAACAUUUUACAUCUAUUCAGGAAGCUGUUCGAGCCAUACGCUGUCACUUUUACUAAGAAGAUUGUUCAAAUUUUCGACCGACGGGAAGAAUUUAUGCCUUAAACAUUUACUUUAAGCUGGUUGAGACAACCAGUUUCUGUAAUGGUUAAUGCAAUGUUUGCCAACUUAAUUACAUUCUUUCAUGUUUUCCAUCAUAAGAGGGAAACACGAUAUGAAAUGUUAUAGCGCAAGAUGCUUUUAGACACGUUCAAAUUUGAAUCAAAUUAAUGAAGAAAUUGAACGAAUCUUCCAAAUACAAAGUUGAAUCGACAGAUCGUCGAUUCCUCCGCCGUCCAAACGACAAUAAAGGCAUUGAUGGAAAAAAAUAUGAAAUGAAGGUCAAAGUGACUACGAUGAUUUUGAUGAAUUGAAAUUAGAAUUACAAGAUUACUCUUACCGAUUAACUGUUUAGAAAAAGUUAAUUCGUUUUCUCUCGUUGACUCUUCCAUCUAAACAAAGAUCUUUUUAUUUGAUUCAGCAAAAGCAUCAGCAUAACGAAGUAUAUACGAUAAUGGUAGAACCGAAAUGGUCAAUCAAAUGCAUGAAUAGUACGUUGAAUCUGUUGAAUCCGAGUAGUAGCUACACAGAUUUGAAAACACUUCAUAAGAAACAUUGCAAAAAAUAUUUUUGCCUUUGCAAAAGGCAUACCAUCAGUGUAAUAUGUAUCAAUGAAACGAGGAAAUUGUAUUGGUUUAAUUGCAAGAACGUUCGUGAAAAGGUCAACUUUGGUCUCGGUGACGGUUACUACUACAAGUUGCUCAGGAUUAUUAACAGUGCUUUGAACACUUGGGCGCAGCAUUACAUCGACGGUCUCAGCAUUGCCCGUAAAGAGAUCAUGUUCAAGAUAAACGGUACCGCCAAGAAAAAUAUGAAGCUUCUGAAGGAAGGUUGUUACUGUCAUUACCAUCCGCACAUGACAGCGGAUGCUUGCAACGCCGACUUUCUAAAAAAAGUCGUAAGUUUUUGGGCUGGCGAAGGCCUUAGGGGAAUACGCGAAAAGCUUCGCGGUAUGACAAAUUAUGCUAAAAAGAUGUCAGACGAUGAUAAAAUGUCGCUAACUACUGCUGUUAGCGACGAUGACGAUGGUGAAAGUGUCAUAAAUUCACCCUAUCGAGGAAAACAGACUGGUACCGCUGCGGCUUCGUUCAAUUGUACGGGAGCAGUUCGAAAGGCUGGAUUUUUAAGUGUGAAAAAAUGGCUAUUACGAAAAAAGCAUCAGAUCGAGCUCGCGAGAAAGAGAGGUUGGAAAGGUUACUGGGUUUGCUUAAAAGGGACUACCCUUCUCUUUUAUCCUUGCGAUUCACAAGAAAGUAGAGCCAUGGAGGCAGCGCCAAAACAUUUGAUUAUAGUUGAUGGUGCGAUAAUGCAACCAAUUCCAGAACAUCCAAAACGAGAUUACAUAUUUUGUUUAAGCACCGCAUUCGGUGAUGCUUAUUUAUUUCAGGCUCCGUGUCAAGUGGAACUCGAAAACUGGGUGAACAGCAUACAUUCCGCUUGUGCCGCUGCAUUUGCACGUCAUCGUGGUAAAACCGGAACCCUUCAUUUAUUGCAGGAAGAAAUAUUUCGUUUGGAGAAGGCGAUAGAGUCGGACCACAAACUGAAACACAUGGCGGACCUUCAACAAUCUGUUGUGUCUGACGUGGAAACAAGACAGCAAAUUAACAAUCAGAUUAUUCAAUGGGAGGAAAAUUUAGAGCGACUUCAUUGCGAACAAUUCCGACUGAGAUGCUAUAUGGCAAGUUUGCAAAGCGGUGAAUUACCAAACCCAAAGAGUUUAUUGACGCACGUAUCUCGUGCUACGAAGCAGACAUUAAACAAAUUGGGAGUCUUCACCGUAUCGUCAUUUCAUGCUUUUAUAUGUGCACGAAGUCCUUCGUUGCUGAAUAAUCUACUAGCAGGUCGAGGAGCUACCAAGAGAAGACCACCUUUACUCUCGAGAUCUAAUAGUGGAUCAAGUAGAAGAUCCCUUCAAAUAUCGUCUAGAGAUGACGAGAAAACCGUGAAGGUGUACGUACCGGAGAAUCAGCUGGUAUCGGUAUUUGUGCGUGAUGCUAUGACAGUAGAAGAAUUCCUUGCAAGUGCUUGUAACAGGAAAAAUCUUAAUCCGAUGGAACAUUUCGUUCGCGUAAAAAAACGACGCGACAUGGAGGAUCAUAAUUAUUUCGUGCCACAUAGAACGGAUAUGAUAGAAACUUAUUUGCACACUCAUGAAAUUGUUGAAGUUUGCGCAAAAAUCUUAUAUCAAGUAGAACUACAGAGAAACACCCUUGAACAAAUGUGGGGCUUUUCGGUGGAAGCAGAAUUAAUUGAGAAUUCUGAUCGACAGGAUGAAUUAUGUUGUUAUGUUAGCAGGGUUGAAGAUAAAAGCGUAGCAAUGCAAAAUGGAAUCAUUAAAGGAGACGAGAUUAUGGUAAUUAACGGUGCAAUAGUGAGCGAUUUAGACAUGAUGUACUUGGAAAGUGUAUUGCAAGAAGAAGUUGGUCUAUGUAUGAUGAUGAGAUCUUCGCGAACUGAACCUCCAGAUCUCACGGGCAUAAUGAGAGUCACUGAUGACAUAAUCGAAAGUUUGGUUUGCCCGCCACCACCUUCUGAACCACCAGUUAUUAGCGAAGAAAUGAUAUCCGGCUUAAUUGUUCCAGCUCCUGGAUGGAGCAAAGAAAGUAUCGCGCAGGAGUGUACGUCAGCAUCUCACAUGGAAAAUGGCAAACAAACAUCUCGCACAAAUUCAUUCGAAAUAGAAAAUUUAUUAAAAACCGCUGAACAAGUAACGGGAAUCUGUCGGUCACCUGGUGAAACAAGAAAAUCUAGUCCCACUGGAAGCGUUGUUAGCUCUCAUUCUCAAGCUAUGACACCAAGUCGGCAAUUAACCGAUGCUGAGAAAUUAAAGAAAGUUAUUCUAGAAUUAAUCGAAACUGAGCGUACUUAUGUAAAGAAUUUAAAUAAUUUACUGGAGAACUAUUUAGAACCCCUUAAACGUGAAACUUUCCUAUCGAAUGCAGAGAUAAAUGCAUUGUUUGGGAACAUACAAGAGAUUGUUACAUUUCAACGACAAUUUCUACAAAAUCUUGAUCAUGCGAUCGAGAUGGAAACUGAUUUCAAUAAUUUUGACCAUCCUAGUCAAUUUAAGGGUGUCCUGUUUUCCAUUGGAAGUGCCUUCUUAUAUUACGUAAAUCAUUUCAAGUUGUACAGUUCGUUUUGUGCUAGCCACUCAAAGGCGCAAAAAGUUUUACAUCCAAAUGAAGGAAACCAAGCUUUACAAGAGUUCCUGCAAGCGCGUAAUCCAAGACAGCAACACUCGUCGACUUUGGAAUCAUAUUUAAUAAAACCUAUUCAACGAAUAUUGAAAUAUCCAUUGUUGUUACAACAACUUCGAAACCUCACUGACGAACGAAGUGAAGAACACCAGCAUUUGAUUGAAGCUUUAAAAGGUAUGGAGAAAGUAGCAGAACACAUAAACGAAAUGCAAAGAAUUCAUGAAGAAUACGGAGCUAUUUUCGAUCACUUAUUCAGGCAACAUCAAAAAUCUUGUAAACAACCGAUCGACUUAAGCCCGGGAGAUCUUUUAUAUUAUGGAGGAGUCGAAUGGCUCAACAUUUCCGACUUCCUUGGUAAAAUCAAGAAAGGCUUGGAAUUACAUGCAAUGUGUUUUGUCUUUAAAUCAGCUGUUGUAUUCUUAUGUAAGGAAAGAUUGAGACAAAAGAAGAAGCUUAUGGGGGUGUCCACCAAAGUAAAUUCCAGCGAAGUAGAAAUAAUUCGCUAUCAAGUAUUGAUUCCUGUAACGGAAGUACAAGUUAGAGCUAGUUCCGCCAAAGAUAUGGAAUCUCAUUUCCUGUGGGAAUUGAUUCACUUAAGAAGUCAAUUACAGAGAAGAUCGGAAAAAGUAUACGUCCUUUCUAACAGCACAACAGAAUUCAGAAAUGCAUUUUUGAGGACGAUACGUCAAAUUAUUCGGGAAUCGGUUCGAAAUAUGAAUAUACCAUCAACGAAACAGAACUUGAGUCAAUCAUCGAUUACUAUUUCACCACGAAUGUCGACCGGACAUGUUGAAAAAUUUGAGAAGCAGUCAGCAAACCAAGUACAAAACGGCAGUAAUAGUAGCACCACAACUACCGGUACGCUAUCAAAAAAAACGGCUAAGCCACAAUUGUUGCCAACUUCCCAUAACAUAAAGCGAAAAUAUAGUCAAUCGAAACAAGCAACGGAGCACGAAAGCUCCGAAGAUAAAGAUACCGAGGAGCCAGCAAGUGUAAUUAAUCAGCAACAGACAUUUCGCUCCCGAAGCAAAACUAUAAGCGAUACAUCCGGAGAGAUAAAAGUCGAAAUGGAUUCAGGAACAAAAUCCGAAGGAGAAGAAGAUUCCCAAGCUUUUUUAGGUGAGAAGAAGGCAAAUUUGGGCCGUACACCGAAUCAUUUGACUUUGAGCACCACUUCAACCAUUUCAGCAGGAAGUACAGGUAGUCAGGCGAGACUGAUCCAGUCUUCUCAUCAACCGGAAAAUUAUCAGCCAAUCGCAGUCAAGGAACUUGGUUCACCAAUUUGGAAACCACGAGAAUUACCUUCGCUAGGAGAAUCUACGACGUUACCACGUAAGGGUAAGUCGGCCAGUGAGUUUGGGGAUAUAAACUCAUCUCAUAGCGCCUCCCGAAAGUCUCUAAUAGAAAUCAAUAAUUGUGCUCAACAAUCUAAUUGUAAUAACCAUAUUUAAAUUAAA
Messenger RNA from Frieseomelitta varia, 6827 nucleotides. RefSeq names its product protein still life, isoforms C/SIF type 2 (gene sif). Gene Ontology annotation, cellular component: membrane; synapse. Gene Ontology annotation, biological process: small GTPase-mediated signal transduction; positive regulation of axonogenesis; activation of GTPase activity. The transcript is spliced from 19 exons. Bases 2628 to 6821 code for a protein of 1397 amino acids. Gene Ontology annotation, molecular function: protein binding; guanyl-nucleotide exchange factor activity. NCBI's taxonomy places the organism in Eukaryota, Metazoa, Arthropoda, Insecta, Hymenoptera, Apidae. The record is from RefSeq and is a predicted model, not a curated record.